GCAGACGGCGCCCAGAUUCUGCUGGGGCCUAGGUACCUUGGAUUCUCCUGCUGGUUCCAAAAAAUAAGGGGGAAUCGGCUGCAUGAAGGCUCGGUAGUCACUGGGGAAACCAACCUCCUCCCUCUUCUCUCCUCCACACACAAAGGUCCUGCAUGUCUAACAUUUAGACAUGUUCAGCUUUGUGGCUUCAAGGACUGUAGUGCUGCUCGCAGCCACCCAGGUCAUUUUACUAGCCGUUGUCAGAUGUCAGGAUGAGGAUAUCCAGGAGGCAGGCAGCUGUGUGCAGGAUGGGCAAAGGUAUAGUGAUAAGGAUGUGUGGAAACCCGAGUCCUGCCGGAUCUGUGUCUGUGACACUGGGACUAUCCUCUGCGACGAGAUAAUCUGCGAAGAAAUGAGAGACUGUCCCAGGCCCGAGAUCCCCUUCGGAGAAUGCUGCCCUAUCUGCCCAACUCACCAACCUGCUGUCAGCGGGCAACCUGGCCCCAAGGGACAAAAAGGGGAACCCGGUGAUAUUAAAGAUGUCGUAGGACCAAGAGGACCACCUGGACCACAGGGACCUGCAGGGGAACAAGGACCACGGGGCGACCGUGGGGAUAAAGGAGAAAAAGGUGCUCCUGGCCCUCGGGGUAGAGAUGGCGAACCUGGUACCCCUGGAAACCCCGGACCCCCGGGUCCCCCAGGGCCCCCUGGGCUUGGUGGAAACUUUGCUGCUCAGAUGGCGGGAGGAUUCGAUGAGAAGGCUGGUGGCGCUCAGUUGGGUGUGAUGCAGGGACCUAUGGGACCUAUGGGACCGCGAGGACCUCCAGGACCAGCGGGAACUCCUGGCCCUCAAGGAUUUCAAGGCAACCCUGGAGAGCCUGGGGAACCUGGAGCUUCUGGUCCAAUGGGUCCCCGAGGGCCUGCCGGACCACCUGGAAAACCCGGUGAUGACGGCGAAGCAGGCAAACCCGGCAAAUCUGGUGAACGCGGAACCCCUGGCCCUCAGGGUGCGCGAGGCUUCCCAGGAACCCCAGGUCUCCCAGGAGUCAAAGGUCACAGAGGUUACCCUGGGUUAGACGGCGCCAAAGGAGAAGCAGGAGCUGCAGGUGCUAAGGGCGAAGCUGGAUCACCGGGUGAGAAUGGUUCUCCUGGUCCCAUGGGGCCCCGUGGUCUCCCAGGCGAAAGAGGACGUCCUGGCCCAUCCGGUGCUGCUGGUGCUCGUGGCAACGACGGUCUCCCUGGCCCCGCUGGCCCCCCUGGACCUGUCGGCCCCUCCGGAGCUCCUGGAUUCCCUGGCGGCCCAGGCUCUAAGGGGGAAGCUGGCCCCACUGGUGCUCGAGGCCCUGAGGGUGCCCAAGGCCCCAGAGGUGAAUCUGGCACUCCCGGCUCCCCCGGACCUUCAGGGGCACCCGGUAACCCUGGAACUGAUGGCAUCCCUGGCGCUAAAGGAUCAGCUGGCGCUCCUGGAAUUGCUGGUGCCCCCGGCUUCCCUGGGCCACGUGGGCCUCCCGGGCCUCAAGGUGCAACGGGGCCUCUAGGUCCCAAAGGUCAGACGGGAGACCCUGGCAUUGCAGGCUUCAAAGGCGAACAAGGUCCCAAAGGUGAAACUGGCCCCGCAGGGCCACAGGGAGCACCCGGCCCAGCUGGCGAAGAAGGCAAGAGAGGUGGCCGUGGUGAGCCCGGUGCUGCUGGGCCUGUCGGACCCCCUGGAGAGAGAGGCUCUCCUGGAAACCGUGGCUUCCCAGGUCAGGAUGGUCUCGCUGGGCCCAAGGGUGCCCCUGGUGAGCGUGGUCCCGCUGGCCUUGGGGGGCCUAAAGGAGCCACUGGUGAUCCUGGACGUCCUGGAGAACCUGGCCUGCCUGGCGCUAGGGGUCUCACUGGGCGCCCUGGUGAUGCUGGUCCUCAAGGCAAAGUUGGUCCGAGUGGUGCCCCUGGUGAGGAUGGUCGCCCGGGCCCACCGGGUCCACAAGGUGCUCGUGGGCAGCCUGGUGUCAUGGGUUUCCCAGGGCCAAAAGGUGCUAAUGGCGAGCCUGGUAAAGCUGGAGAGAAGGGAUUGCCUGGCGCGCCUGGUCUGAGAGGUCUUCCUGGCAAAGAUGGUGAGACAGGAGCUUCUGGUCCCCCUGGACCUGCUGGGCCUGCUGGCGAGAGGGGUGAACAGGGCUCGCCUGGUCCUUCUGGCUUCCAGGGACUCCCCGGCCCCCCAGGUCCUCCAGGCGAAGGUGGCAAGCCAGGAGAUCAGGGCGUCCCCGGCGAAGCUGGCACCCCAGGCCUCGUGGGUCCCCGAGGUGAACGUGGCUUCCCGGGUGAACGUGGCUCUCCAGGUUCACAAGGUCUGCAGGGCCCUCGAGGGCUCCCUGGAACUCCUGGUACUGAUGGACCCAAGGGUGCGACUGGUCCAUCCGGCCCUACUGGUGCCCAAGGUCCCCCUGGUCUGCAAGGGAUGCCCGGUGAGAGGGGAGCAGCUGGUAUUUCCGGCCCAAAGGGAGACAGGGGUGAUGUUGGUGAGAAAGGCCCAGAAGGAGCUCCCGGCAAGGACGGCGGAAGGGGUUUGACAGGUCCGAUCGGUCCCCCUGGCCCUGCUGGCCCCAACGGCGAGAAGGGUGAAUUGGGUCCCCCAGGCCCAUCUGGUGCUGCCGGCGCCCGCGGUGCCCCGGGUGAUCGUGGUGAGCCUGGAGCCCCUGGCCCUGCUGGAUUUGCUGGACCUCCCGGUGCUGACGGCCAACCCGGAGCCAAAGGUGAACAAGGAGAAUCUGGCCAGAAGGGAGACGCUGGGGCCCCGGGUCCACAGGGUUCUUCUGGUGCUCCUGGCCCACAGGGUCCCACUGGUGUGACUGGUCCUAAGGGAGCUCGAGGUGCACAGGGACCCCCUGGAGCCACUGGAUUCCCCGGCGCUGCAGGACGUGUCGGCCCUCCCGGCCCUAACGGUAACCCAGGCCCACCUGGCCCACCAGGUGCUUCUGGCAAAGAUGGUCCCAAGGGCGCUCGUGGUGAUGGGGGCCCACCAGGCCGUGCUGGUGACCCUGGUCUCCAAGGACCUGCCGGUCCCCCUGGUGAGAAGGGAGAGUCCGGGGAAGAUGGUCCAGCUGGUGCCGAUGGGCCACCUGGUCCUCAAGGUUUGGCAGGCCAGCGAGGUAUUGUCGGUCUUCCUGGCCAGCGUGGUGAGAGAGGUUUCCCGGGGCUGCCGGGUCCCUCCGGUGAGCCUGGCAAACAAGGAGCCCCUGGAGGUGCCGGCGACCGAGGGCCACCUGGUCCUGUGGGUCCCCCAGGUCUGACAGGUCCCGCUGGUGAACCUGGGCGCGAGGGCACCCCUGGAUCUGAUGGCCCCCCUGGCAGAGAUGGGGCAGCUGGAGUGAAGGGUGAUCGAGGUGAGACUGGUGCUGUUGGUUCUCCUGGUGCUCCUGGCGCUCCUGGCUCCCCGGGUCCUGUUGGUCCAACUGGCAAACAAGGAGACAGAGGAGACUCUGGCCCUCAAGGCCCCAUGGGACCCUCCGGCCCCGCAGGCGCACGCGGCAUGCCGGGUCCUCAAGGUCCUCGCGGUGACAAGGGUGAAGCUGGAGAGGCUGGUGAGAGAGGUCUCAAGGGUCACCGAGGAUUCACUGGUCUGCAGGGUCUUCCUGGACCUCCCGGUCAAUCUGGAGAUCAAGGUGCUACUGGUCCUUCUGGUCCUUCUGGUCCCAGGGGUCCCCCAGGCCCUGUUGGUCCCUCUGGCAAAGAUGGUUCAAAUGGCAUGCCUGGUCCGAUCGGUCCUCCAGGUCCUCGCGGUCGUAGUGGCGAAACCGGACCUGCUGGUCCCCCUGGAAACCCUGGACCCCCUGGACCUCCCGGCCCCCCAGGCCCCGGCAUUGACAUGUCGGCCUUCGCCGGUUUGGGCCAGGUUGAGAAAGGCCCUGACCCUAUGCGCUACAUGCGAGCUGACCAGGCCUCUAGCGACCUGCGCCAGCAUGAUGUCGAGGUCGACGCCACUCUGAAAUCCCUCAACAACCAGAUCGAAAGCAUCCGCAGCCCUGAGGGCUCCAAGAAGAACCCAGCCCGGACCUGCCGUGAUCUUAAACUCUGCCACCCCGAGUGGAAGAGUGGUGACUACUGGAUUGACCCUAACCAGGGCUGUACCUUGGAUGCCAUUAAGGUUUUCUGUAACAUGGAGACUGGCGAGACAUGUGUCUAUCCCAACCCCUCCAGCAUUCCCAAGAAGAACUGGUGGACCAGCAAGACCAAGGAGAAGAAGCAUAUCUGGUUUGGAGAGACCAUCAAUGGUGGAUUCCACUUUAGCUAUGGAGAUGACAACCUGGCCCCUAACACUGCCAACAUCCAGAUGACCUUCCUGCGCCUCCUGUCCACCGAAGGCUCCCAGAACAUCACCUACCACUGCAAGAACAGCAUUGCCUACAUGGACGAGGUUUCCGGCAACCUGAAGAAAGCCAUCCUGAUACAGGGAUCCAAUGACGUGGAGAUCAGAGCCGAGGGCAAUAGCAGAUUCACAUACAGUGCCUUGGUGGAUGGCUGCACGAAACACACUGGCAAAUGGGGCAAGACAGUCAUUGAAUACCGAUCACAGAAGACCUCGCGCCUGCCCAUCAUCGAUGUUGCACCUAUGGACAUUGGUGGAGCCGAUCAGGAGUUUGGCGUUGACAUUGGGCCAGUCUGCUUUUUGUAA
This is a messenger RNA of Chelonoidis abingdonii (Abingdon island giant tortoise), 4633 nucleotides long. RefSeq names its product collagen type II alpha 1 chain (gene COL2A1). Gene Ontology annotation, cellular component: extracellular matrix. NCBI's taxonomy places the organism in Eukaryota, Metazoa, Chordata, Testudines, Testudinidae. Gene Ontology annotation, molecular function: extracellular matrix structural constituent; protein binding. The record is from RefSeq and is a predicted model, not a curated record.